Messenger RNA from Closterium sp. Naga37s-1, 765 nucleotides. The record is from the annotation of a GenBank genome assembly. Lineage: Eukaryota; Viridiplantae; Streptophyta; Zygnematophyceae; Desmidiales; Closteriaceae.
AUGCCGUUUCCCGCCUCUUCCCCCGUCUUUCCCCCUCUGACUACUCUCGUUUUCCUCUCCCUCUCCCCCGCUCUAUCCUCCACUGCCAUCUCCAGCUGCCCAGGAUCCCUCCUCGCUGCGCACUCUCUCCCUUGCUCCCCCCCUUCCCCUCACUCUCCCUACUCCCUUCCCCACCUCUCCCUGCUUCGCUCCUUCUGUCCGCGUGUUGAUCUCCGUCUCCGUCAUCACUGCCCCUCAGCAUCAUUCUUCAAGAGCAUGGCACAGUGCGCUCUUGCCUACCCCCCUCUCUUCCCUCUUCUCCCCCGUCUACCCAAGCUCCUCUCUGCCGGCCGUUCCUCGUCCUCCUCCCCCUCAUCACCUGUGUGCCACGCUGGGCGUGUUGUCUCUGCCACUGACUCUGUCUCCAUGCUGCAGGUAUGCUGGGGGAACAGUGCGGGGGUGGUGGGGUUGGGGGGAGAUUCAGGGGAGAGUGGGUGCCGUCAACUUAUCUCCGCGCUGCUUCCUCAGCAUGUCCUCUUUUACUCCCGCCCCCCUUCCCUCUCUCCCCUCUCCUACCCACUAUCCCCUUCCCUCUCUCCCCUUCCCUCUCUCCUCCUUCCGCCCGCAUCUGUUCUCAGAUCCCUCCUUCCUCCGGCCACCUCUCCCUUUGUUCCAGCUACAAGCAGGACUAAGCUAGUCCCAGGCGAGCCUGGCGGAACGGGAGGGACAGGCAAGCAGCAGAUGCACGACCAGAUGCACGAAGGCGAGACCGGCGCUAGAGGAUAG